Messenger RNA from Galdieria sulphuraria, 1005 nucleotides. RefSeq lists its product as uncharacterized. The coding region runs from base 22 to 981 and encodes 319 amino acids. The record is from RefSeq and is a predicted model, not a curated record. The transcript has a single exon. Lineage: Eukaryota; Rhodophyta; Bangiophyceae; Galdieriales; Galdieriaceae.
GCCAUUUUUGUUGAGAAAAACAUGAGUGGCUUUGUGGCGGCUCAACCUCCUGACUUUGAAAUGUUGAACGAAUUUGAUAGACUCUUGAAACAACUACAGUGGUCAAGAGUUUCAAGAAAUGUCCAUGUAGCAAUGGAGAAUGGUUUCGUUUAUUCACUUGUUUCGCUGAGAACAACGGACGUCGAUCCUGGAGACCAAAUAACUCUGGGAGGAAGUCGUCACGGUGAAAGGCUAUUAGUAAGAGCUUUGGAACCGGAACAGUUGGCAAUUUAUUUGCGAAUUUGGGUGCAUAGAAGACCACAGCAAGACUUAGCCAAAUAUAUCCCGCCAGUUAACUUGAGCUUUGCGGUGAAGCAAGAACUCUUGCUUCUGCGUUCUAACGCCGAAGAGAUACCUUCAACAAUUACCCAGUUAUCCAAGGAUAUCACUAUUUUGAGUCAAGCCAACUGUGUUUUUGCAGGCCUUGUUGGAAUCCAAAUUGUAUAUUUGCUUGAGAAGAGCCCUAUCAGAGCCACACGACAGGAUCCAAGUUUAGCUCACAAACGUCUGCAGGGCAGUUCACAACGAACGGAAGCAGAUAAUGAGCUUCGUACCGGUUCCCAACAACGCAGUGCAGUUCCUAACUUGCCACCAGUUACUGUCUUCCAACCAAACUUUGAACCAACACCUUUAGCUGCUCUCGAUUUCCGUUGGACUUUGGAUGUAUACCCAAAAGAUUCUACUGCUGAAAAGGAAGCAUUAGUUAAUCAGACACUUUCUGUGAACGAGACUCACUCUUACAAUAAUUUUUUAUCCUCAAGUACCUCGUCAUCUGAGAGAUUUUUGGACGUGAAUGGACACAAGGCAAUAGAGUCAUUGGUGAAGUACAAUGAGGAGCUAAAAAAAUCGCGACGUGCGAAUGAAAAGAAGAUCCCCUCGGUAUUAUGUUCCAUGCAGAAACUCGUACCCUCAAAAGAUGAAGCAAGUUCCGAAUCUUUCUGAACACAAAUACUUAAAUGCGUUUGG